CUCCGGAUGCAAAUCAUUCAAUGAUAAGUCGAUUGAAUCGAUGUGUUUGUGUCAGUGAACAGCAGUUUUGUGGCAAACAUAUCACCCAUUGAUCGCUCAUUUCAAUGAAAACUAAUUUGUUUUGAUUUCUAGUCUUUUAAUACACUUUUUAUUCACAUUUUAAUUAUUGUUUUGUUUUUAAGUUUGAAUUUUAUUUUAAAUACAAUUUCUAUUAUUUUUGAAACCAUUUUGUGAUAAAUACGAGUGACUUCUUGUAAACCAAAUGCAAAUGAUGUCCAAAAGUGAUGACCCAAAGGGUGUGGAAGCGAACGGUGCGGACGACCAGACGGCACAACUGCUGGACGGCCGGCCACCCGAUGAGCUCAAGAACUGGAUGACCAAUAUAUCGGUGACACUGCAAGACAUACCCAUCUGGAGGCUAACCAUUCCUGGAUCGCACGAUUCGGGCGCUUAUGGUCUGUCUGUGGACUUAGGUGUGUCUCCCGAUCGACCGGAUCUCCAGAACUCAUUGUGGGUCCGACUCUUCCAUUGCUUCGCUUUGCCGACAAUCCAUCGCUGGACUAAAACCCAAUCCCUGGACGUGACGAAGCAAUUGAAUGCCGGCAUCCGUUACAUCGACUUCAGAAUCGCUUCCAGAAUAGCCGACGACAACCUCUACUUCUGUCACGGAUUAUACGGACCCGAAGUGAGCGAAAUGUUGGACCAAAUCAACGCAUUCCUGCAACAAAACCAAAGAGAAAUCGUUUUUCUCGAUUUCCAACACUUUUACAGUCUUUCAGACGCCGAUCACAAACAGCUGAUCGCGAAGAUUAUCCAUACGUUCGGCCGACGACUAGUUCCCUACUCUUCGCAGCUAUUGAUGGAUAAGAUAACGCUUAAGUACUUAUGGGACAAACGGAUGCAAGUGUUUGUCUAUUACCGCAACGAAAGCGCACGACUAGAGUCGCACGUCUUAUGGCCGUCUCGGUGUCUGCCCAACCCGUGGGCCAACACAAUGAGUAGAGAGAAGUUGACUCACUUUUUGGACAAAGAGAUUGCCGGCCGACCACUCAAUAGUAUGUUCGUAACGCAGGGCAUACUGACGCCCAGUAACCGAUACGUUGGAUUUCAUUUCUAUUCAUCCCUGCGCUACGAUUUGGCCGAUAUCUGCAACAAUUGUAUCACUAAAUGGCUCGACGAUCAAAGCGCCGGCAAUAAAGGGCCUAAUAUUGUAAUGUCUGACUUCAUAGAGUGGAAUAACUAUGAGAUACCCAUUAAGACGAUUAGACUCAAUGAUAAAUUAGCAUUCAAUGCAAAACAGUAAUGUUUUUAAAUAAUAUUUCAAUUUAUU
Messenger RNA from Oppiella nova, 1330 nucleotides. Lineage: Eukaryota; Metazoa; Arthropoda; Arachnida; Sarcoptiformes; Oppiidae. The record is from the annotation of a GenBank genome assembly.